Cylas formicarius (sweet potato weevil) is the source of this 1008-nucleotide messenger RNA. RefSeq names its product probable pterin-4-alpha-carbinolamine dehydratase. The record is from RefSeq and is a predicted model, not a curated record. Bases 396 to 836 code for a protein of 146 amino acids. Gene Ontology annotation, molecular function: 4-alpha-hydroxytetrahydrobiopterin dehydratase activity. NCBI's taxonomy places the organism in Eukaryota, Metazoa, Arthropoda, Insecta, Coleoptera, Brentidae. Gene Ontology annotation, biological process: tetrahydrobiopterin biosynthetic process. The transcript is spliced from 3 exons.
GUCGAUCACAGUUAAAAUUUCACAUUCAACAAAAAACGUAAACUGUGGAAUUACCCAUGAAGUUAGUUCAAGAAAAAUUUUACGUGUGUAGUGCACUGCUUUGAUUUCAAAUACGCGGUAAACAAUUCAUGAAGUCAAAUUUCUGCGUCAUUUCAGUAAUGUAACAAUAAUAAAAUAAUAAUAAACCUGUUAUUAUUAUGAAAAAAUAAACGCAAGCAUUAAUCAAAACAUUAUCUAAACCUACAUUAAUAUCGUAGGAAACGUGUUGUACUGGUUCAGGUGACGUCACUACAACAACAUCAAAUAAAUCAUCACCUGGCUUACAUUUUGUUAUAAAUAACUCAAAGAUUGUUCUCUUUUAUUGAUCUUGAAAUUUCGCCAUUAAAAACUAUUCAAUGAGUAUUGUUGUUUCGAGAUUACUUAAAAAUCAGUUCAUGGUCGCGACCUUUCCCUUUUCCACUUCAUUUGAUAGCGAACCACUUCGCAGUGAGGUUUCAGCGAGUUUGAAGAAACGAGCUAAAAUGUCUGACAAACUUUCCUCUGAGGAUAGAGCAACAACUUUGUCAAAACUAACUCAACAAGGUUGGGCAGUUCUGGAAAGCAAGGAUGCUAUUUACAAAGAAUUUGUAUUUAAAAAUUUCAAUCAGGCAUUUGGAUUUAUGUCCCAAGUGGCACUAUUUUCAGAAAAAAUGGACCAUCAUCCAGAAUGGUUUAAUGUUUAUAAUAAAGUUAAUGUUACUUUAACUUCUCAUGAUGUCAAAGGUCUCAGUGGGAGAGACAUGAAGCUAGCCAAUUUUAUGGAUGAUGUAUCAAAAGGUAUUUCACAGCAGGUAUAAAUUAAUUUAAAUAUAUGGUUUUUAUGGAUGGUAUUUAUUUUUAUACAAUUGUUCCUCAGAUAUUAUGACAUGUGCUGAUGUUGUUUGUAUCUAUAAUUGUAAUUAUUUUAAUUUGUUACAAUAUAAUUGUAAUAUAAACAGAUUGCUUUUGUACUGCUUAUGGGAUUAUAUA